Messenger RNA from Ictalurus furcatus (blue catfish), 4536 nucleotides. RefSeq names its product transcription factor 7 like 2 (gene tcf7l2). Gene Ontology annotation, cellular component: catenin-TCF7L2 complex; beta-catenin-TCF complex. Gene Ontology annotation, biological process: regulation of transcription by RNA polymerase II; canonical Wnt signaling pathway. Bases 757 to 2586 code for a protein of 609 amino acids. The transcript is spliced from 14 exons. Lineage: Eukaryota; Metazoa; Chordata; Actinopteri; Siluriformes; Ictaluridae. Gene Ontology annotation, molecular function: RNA polymerase II cis-regulatory region sequence-specific DNA binding; DNA-binding transcription factor activity, RNA polymerase II-specific. The record is from RefSeq and is a predicted model, not a curated record.
AUAAUUGUUCGUUUUAUUCUAAUUUUUUUUCAAUAUCUUGUACAUUUAAUCAGAUCACUGUAUUUUAUUUUAUUAUAAAUAUGUCUUUUUAGGUACAGAAUAAAAAGAGAAAACGAGGAAGCAGCUUUGUGCACUUGAAUCAGUAUUGCCGUUAAAACACACACACACACACACACACACAGAGUUUCCGUGUAUCUGCGGCUCUUCCGCCUCCUCGUCAUUCCAGCAGUAAAGCAGGGCCUCUCUCUCUCUCUCUCUCUCUCUUUUUUGCUCUUCUCCACCAAAGCUCGCUUUUCCUUCCUCGCUUUUCAAACCGCUGUGUUCGUCUGCCGCUUUCCUCCAGCCUCUCUCUCCCCCCUCCCUACUUUCCUGCCCCUCUCUAUUUAUGAAAACGUCACUUCAAGUCCCUCCCUGUUUGAAUCUCAUUAGUUUCUUGUGUGUUUCUCCCUGUCAAUAAUCCCGAAUCCAGACUCUCUCUAUUUCCAUCCCUCUCUAGCUGUCAAUCAGCGCCGCCUUUGAACUGAAAACCACUCCGACCAACUUCAACUCACUCAAUCCGAGCGGCUCGGCUCCGUCUACGGCUUCUCUUUCUGCCAAGAUCCCCCCUUUUUUUUUUUUUUUUUUUUUAGUUUUGUACUAAUCGCCAGUCCUUGGGAAACACCAGGGCAGACCCUAAACUCCAAGUCGGAUUCGGGAUCAGAGAGAUCAAGGGUUUAAAACUUUGUGUUUUGGCCCCCCAACACUGCUCGGGAGAAAAUGCCGCAGCUGAACGGCGGUGGAGGGGACGAUCUGGGUGCGAACGAUGAAAUGAUUUCCUUCAAAGACGAAGGAGAACAGGAGGAGAAAAUUUCAGAGAACUCCUCUGCAGAAAGGGAUUUAGCAGAUGUCAAAUCUUCGCUCGUAAACGAGUCAGAAACGAAUCAAAACAGCUCUUCGGAUUCAGAGGCGGAAAGACGGCCUCCGCCUAGAGCCGAAACUUUCCGAGACAAAACAAGAGAAAGUUUAGAAGAGGCUGCGAAAAGGCAAGAUGGAGGGCUGUUCAAGAGCCCCCCGUACCCGGGCUAUCCAUUUAUAAUGAUCCCCGACCUGACCAGCCCCUACCUCUCCAACGGAUCCCUCUCACCGACGGCGCGCACAUAUCUACAGAUGAAAUGGCCACUGCUAGAUGUUCAAGCAGGAAGUCUUCAAAGUAGACAAGCACUUAAAGAUGCCAGGUCCCCUUCUCCAGCACACAUUGUUUCUAAUAAGGUCCCGGUGGUACAGCACCCUCACCAUGUGCACCCGCUUACGCCUCUGAUCACCUACAGCAAUGAACACUUCACGCCGGGGAACCCUCCUCCACACCUACAGACAGACGUGGACCCCAAAACAGGAAUCCCAAGGCCUCCACAUCCUUCAGAUAUAUCUCCGUACUACCCUCUGUCACCUGGCACUGUAGGCCAGAUCCCCCAUCCGCUAGGAUGGUUAGUACCACAGCAAGGUCAACCGGUUUACCCAAUCACAACGGGAGGUUUUAGACACCCCUACCCAACUGCCCUCACUGUCAACGCAUCCAUGUCAAGUCUUCUCUCCUCCAGAUUCCCUCCCCACAUGGUGCCCCCCCACCACAGUUUGCACACCACGGGCAUCCCGCACCCUGCCAUAGUCACGCCCAACGUCAAACAAGAGUCCUCUCACAGCGACAUCAGCACGCUCAACAGCUCGAAACAUCAGGACCAGAAAAAGGAGGAUGAAAAGAAGAAGCCGCACAUAAAGAAGCCUCUGAACGCAUUCAUGUUGUACAUGAAGGAGAUGAGGGCCAAAGUAGUGGCAGAAUGCACGCUGAAAGAGAGUGCAGCUAUCAAUCAAAUCCUGGGCCGAAGGUGGCAUGCCCUGUCUCGAGAGGAGCAGGCCAAAUACUACGAGUUGGCCAGGAAAGAACGACAGCUACACAUGCAGCUCUACCCCGGCUGGUCAGCACGAGACAACUAUGGGAAAAAGAAGAAGAGAAAAAGGGAAAAGCAGCAGGCAGAUGGCAAUGAACACAGAGAAUAUUUUCCAAAUCCUUGCCUUUCACUCCCUCCGAUUACAGACCUGAGUGCCCCUAAGAAGUGUCGCGCACGCUUUGGGCUCGAUCAGCAGAAUAACUGGUGUGGCCCCUGCAGGAGAAAAAAGAAGUGCAUUCGCUACAUUCAAGGUGAAGGCAGCUGUGUCAGUCCUCCCUCUUCGGAUGGAAGCUUACUAGAGUCGCCCCCAUCCUCCCCCUCCAUGGUCCCCAAUUCUCCGCCCUCGAAAGAGUCCAAACCACAGACUGAACAAAUGCAACCUCUUUCACUGACUAUGAAAUCGGGCCCCCUGGUCUCAUCCUCACACCACCAACACCACCACCUGUCCAUGGCACCGCCUCCGCCCUUAGCUCUGCUGGACAACUCAGGGGCAGGCAAAACCCACGGCCCCGCCCACAAUGGCUCCUUGGACCCUUCAGACGUGUCAUCGUCUCGCCCCUCAGGCUCCGCCCAGCCUGCAUCAGCGUGUAAUUCCCAUUCUCUGUUGCCCAGCUCUGCCCCAACGCAACCGCUUUCGCUCGUAACCAAGUCCAUAGACUAGGCUAAACUGGCUCCGAUUUACCAGCUUUCAACUCCUCCCUUCUGUCUGCUGACACUUAAGUUCUUUUCCUCUAUUUGUUUUUUCUUUUUCUUUUCAUUUUUUCUGUCACAUAUGGCUUUUGAAAUUAGUUAAUUCUUUUAUCAAAGUUCAUUGGUCAAUAUUUGACCUGUCAUUAUCUAAAAUAAAUGGAACUAUUAUAAUAAUAAUAUUGACGAUAAAGUAAAAUGAGUUGUAGAGUAUAGCUAUAUAAGUCUGCCAAAAUGUAAGACUUUUUUCUUUUCUUUUUUUUUUCUUUUUUUUUUUUACUGUACAACAGAAAAAAAUAAUACCUGUUAUGUAAAUUGACAUAGACAUGUUAAAAGACAGAUAUAAACGUAGUCUAGGUGAGGAUUCAGUGAGCCCUUUUCUUAAAGUUGGUUCUUCUUCAUUAUUUGUAUUAAAUACGAGCUUGCGAACCAAUCAUUUUACACCUGUUCAAAACUUGGAGGGCACGAGGACCGUGGAGACACCCUUCUCCAGCUGAGGAACAACUUUAAUUGUGAUGUUACUUGUUCUUGUUUAAAUGUACAGAAAUAUUUGGGGGGUUACUGUGUUAAUAUGCAUUGUUCCACUGCGUUGUUUAUUUUAUUAUUUUUUUGUCAUUGUUUACCGUGGGAGGGCGGUGGAGGUGGGUUGGGGUGGGUAGACUCAGUUGGAGGAAUGUUUGGGGGACUGUUUUAAGGGUGGGUGGGAGGGUGGGUGAUUGUGGUAUACAAUACAAAAUGUCACAACGCUAGGACCAGUAGUAUUUAUUGCUUUAGAGAUUGCUUGUUGUAUCCUGUAUGUUGUCCCUUUUUCGAAAUAUUUUUCUUUUACUUAAUACAUUGUACAAAAUUUUUUUUAAUGUAAGCAACUUAUAUAUAUAUAUAAAUGAUCCAUUUUUACAAGGAGGUUUUGAAGUUGAAUUGUUUUGUUUUAACAUUUGUUUCUUUUGCUGAAGACCAGAGUUUCACCAACACAGUGUAGAUUCUCCAAAACAGAUGUAUGCACAACUUAAUUUCUAAAAGCAUAUCUAUAAGCCAUUUUUCAAUAGGAGAAAAGAAAACUUGAAACGGGGAUAGUGAAUACCGUGUCUUUAGUCAUUGGUUUUCAUCAUCGAAAGCCCAUCCUUUUUUUAACUGCAAGUUCAUCUCCACUGGACUGUAGAAUUGUGUACAGAUUUUCUGUGCCGAAAUUGUGCUAAUUCUCACUCCCCCUCUUACAAUGCUGUAGGUUUGUCAGGUUUUUUUUUUGUUUGUUUUUGUUUUGUUUUUUGUUUUUUUUUUCCCUCAACCAUACUUUGCUGUGACGUUACAUAGAUUGCUAUGUAUGUAGUAUAAAUGUUGCUAUAACAAAAUGUGUUUGGUAGCAGAUUGUCAAAUAUUAAAAUUUAAACUUAAUAAAAGACGGACAUCAUCAUACUGUAUAAACCCUCAAGGGCCAAAUGAUGUAUAUUAGGAGGUUCAUAAAAAAACUAUUAAAUAACACAAAAAAUACACAAACUGCCACUUUUAAGUACACUACUACAUAUAGGUAGAUAGAAAAAAUAGGCAUGUUGAUGUUGCAAGAAGCUGUAAAAAAGCUACAAGAGAAUCAUCCAUUCGGUGCCAUUGUAGUUGACAUGAUGCGACUGUAAGCCGUCAAUCUCUUCUCUGGUUUAUUAAGAUGCUAAUGAUGAAUAGUUUGAAUGUUUCCUUAACGGCUGUGAUGUUCCUGUUCUAUUUUAUGCUCUUAGCUUUUAUUUUUGUUUGCUUUAUUUUCUUUCUUUUUCUUUUUUUUUUUUUUUUUUUUUUUUUUCUUUUUUUUUUUUUGGUUUUUUAGUUAUUUGAAAUGGUUCCCAGACCAUGUUUUUUGUAAUGAAUAAAUGUUUAUGCUGUACAGUCUCUGUAGCAUGCAGUUCUGUAUUAAUAAAAGCGACUUAGUAUGUGCAGA